Messenger RNA from Prunus avium (sweet cherry), 1095 nucleotides. Its product is annotated as glucan endo-1,3-beta-glucosidase. NCBI's taxonomy places the organism in Eukaryota, Viridiplantae, Streptophyta, Magnoliopsida, Rosales, Rosaceae. The record is from RefSeq and is a predicted model, not a curated record.
GGUUAGGCCCGCACCAAGCCUAUAUAACUAAAGCCCAAGCUCAUCAAAUUCGAAGCAAAGCAAGCUAAGACAUUCCGAUGAUGAAGACCCUAGUAGUUGUCCUCAGCUUCAGCUUAACCAUCCUUUCCUUCGGAGGUGCACAUGCAGCGACAAUUUCUUUCAAAAACAAUUGCCCCUACACGGUCUGGCCAGCAACCCUAACCUCCGAUGGAAAACCUCAAUUAUCAACCACAGGGUUCGAGUUAGCAUCCCAAGCUAGCUUCCAGCUAGACACUCCGGUGCCGUGGAACGGCCGCUUCUGGGGCCGAACUGGAUGCUCCACGGACGCCUCUGGAAAGUUCGUCUGCACCACCGCAGACUGUGACUCUGGUCAGGUCACGUGCAACGGUAAAGGUGGCAUUCCGCCAGCAACUUUAGCGGAAUUCAAUAUUCCAGCAGGCGGAGGACAAGAUUUCUACGACGUUAGUCUUGUUGAUGGCUUCAACUUGCGCAUGUCUGUGACUCCACAAGGCGGUACCGGAGACUGCAGGACGGGUAGUUGCCCGGCGGACGUGAAUGGAGUUUGUCCGAGUGAGCUGCAAAAGAAAGGGCCCGAUGGGAGCGUGGUUGCCUGCUUGAGCGCAUGUGUUGCAUUCGGUGACCCACAGUACUGUUGCACUCCGCCUAACGAAACUAAAGAGAAAUGCCCACCGACAAAUUACUCUCAGAUAUUCCAUAACGCAUGCCCCGACGCUUACAGCUACGCUUAUGAUGACAACAAGGGUUUAUUUACGUGCUUUGGUGGACCUAACUACGCCAUUACUUUCUGCCCAUGAUGAGCAUACAUAAAUAUGAACUAUAGAAAGGACAAGAUCUCUAAUAAAGAUAGGACUCUCGACAUGUAAUGUGUCGAUAAUUAGUCCUGCUCUAUAUUAAACGUUUGAUCUUUAAUAAAGGUAAGACUCUCGACAUGUAAUUGGUAACGUGUCAAUUAUUAUAGUCUGGCUAUGUAUCAAGCAUUUGAUCUUCAAUAAAGAGAAUUGUCCACUUGUAAUUGAUAAUGUGUCGAUAUCGAUAUUAUUAUCAUCAAUAAUAAAAAUAUUGAUAUGUUAACGA